UCCAGCCCCUUUAAAUAGCCUGAUUGCAGCGCGCAUCCGUUUGUACUACACACACACACACACACACACGGUCUCAGCCGGAGAGGGGGUGGCAGCGACAGCCGCAGCCGCCAGGGCGAGGGACCCUUUCCCCUGCCCAGAGUGGCACUCCUGGGGCGGGGGCGGUGUGGGGUAGGGAUGGGGGCCCACGCCUACCGUUCCCUGCAGCUGAUGGCCGUCAGCGAGGGGGGCUGAGCGCAGGGGGCGUGCGCAGGGUCCGGCUUGGGGGGCUGCGGGCAUCUUCUUGGGGGGGGGGCAUCCUUCUUCUGAGCAUGGCACGGGACUGGGUCUCGCCGGAGCCGCCUGGCAGUCUCCUUCCAGCGCCGAUUCCGCCCAGUGGGGCCCGAGGGUCCCCCAAAGCUUCGCCGUUAGCAACCAAGGAGCUGGGCGUGAAGGUGAAAUGGCUGAACCGAAGUUACCAAGAAGAUCCAUAAUGAAACUGGAAUUUGAACUCAAGACUGCUAGGACAAAAGCCAAUGCCAUAUGUAUUGGACUACACUGGCUCUCACACUGAGCCCAGCCAUGGCUGGAGAUUCUAGAAUCUUCAUGAACCAGGACAUGGAAAUCAGUGUCACUCCAAGGAAGCUCAAAAAGAUUCCCAAACAAGUCCGAGAUGAUGUCCCGAUUGCCACCGAUCGAACACGCCUUUUGGCCGCAGAAAUCAAGAAGCCACGACAGCGCUACAUGCAAAAAACUGGCAAGUGCAACGUCCACCAUGGGAAUGUCCAGGAAACCUACCGCUAUCUUAGUGACCUUUUCACUACAUUGGUGGAUCUCAAAUGGCGUUUCAACCUUCUUGUGUUCACCAUGGUUUACACUAUCACUUGGUUGUUUUUUGGCUUCAUUUGGUGGCUCAUUGCUUACAUUCGUGGAGAUCUGGACCACGUAGGAGAAAAAGAUUGGAUCCCAUGUGUUGACAAUCUCAGUGGGUUUGUCUCAGCCUUUCUGUUUUCCAUUGAGACUGAAACCACCAUUGGAUACGGCCAUAGGGUUAUCACUGAAAAAUGCCCCGAGGGCAUCAUCUUGCUUUUGGUUCAGGCCAUCUUGGGAUCCAUAGUCAAUGCGUUCAUGGUAGGCUGCAUGUUUGUGAAGAUCAGCCAACCGAAGAAGAGGGCAGAGACCCUCAUGUUUUCCAGCAAUGCUGUGAUUUCCAUGAGGGACGAGAAACUGUGUCUUAUGUUCCGGGUUGGAGACUUACGGAAUUCCCAUAUUGUCGAGGCUUCCAUCAGGGCCAAGUUGAUCAAAUCCAAACAGACCAAAGAAGGGGAAUUCAUCCCUUUGAACCAAACUGACAUCAAUGUGGGCUUUGACACUGGGGAUGACCGUCUGUUUCUGGUGUCGCCACUCAUCAUCUCUCAUGAAAUCAACGAGAAGAGUCCCUUCUGGGAGAUGUCCCGUGCCCAGAUGGAGAAAGAAGAGUUUGAAAUCGUGGUGAUUUUGGAGGGGAUGGUAGAAGCAACUGGAAUGACUUGCCAGGCACGGAGUUCCUACAUGGACACAGAAGUGCUUUGGGGUCACCGUUUCACCCCCGUUCUGACCCUGGAGAAGGACUUUUACGAAGUGGACUACAACAGCUUCCACAGCACCUACGAAACCAAUACUCCGGUGUGCUGUGCCAAAGAACUGGCUGAAUCUUUACAGGAGGGACGUCUCCUUAGCCACCUCUCCAAUGUCAACCUUCUGAACGAAGCAGAAAAGGCCAAAGAGGAAGUCAAAGAAGAUCAGGAAGAAGAAAAGGAGGAGACAAAAGGUGAAGGCCAAGAGCCGGUUGAGUUGAAUGGAGCCAAUGGGACAGCGGGAGAGGUGAAAGACAGGGUGUCCUUAUAACCCAGAAGCUAGCCAAACUAUAGACAAUUCAAGUGCACCAAACAUGCAGGAGGCACAAGGGAGAGUGGGAAACCAAAGGCUAAUAAGAUGAUGCCUGCUGCCAAGUUGUUACUGGACACAGAGAGGUCCCUCCCGUUAUCUGGGCUCCUUCCCGGCCAACUGCAAAACAGAAGUAGCUACAGGGACUUAACUCACCAUUUUGAGAUCCAUGGACAAUAAGAAAUAGUGCUUGACGAUGAAUGUUGAGAUUUCACUGCUGGUUUCUCUUCAGGUGGUGGGAGGGUGUGCAUUUUUAAAGGAAUGUAGCUAGAGCAUGUCCCCAUGCUUCACGUGGUGGUACGCUAUGGACAAUGUCAUUGCUGAAUUAAAAGAGAGGAGGGGCGGGGGAGGGGAUGGGGAUGGGGACUGACUGUGCUCAGCCAAGCAUGUCUUGAAUGGACCACUACACUGGGUGGUUAUUUUUGCCUUGUGGAUCAUAUCCACUGUGACUCCAAUCCAGAGCGGCACGCUGGAUCUCAGUGCUGGAGAUAAAAUGGAUGCUUCCAAUGCUCCUUUAUUUUAUGGCUUCUAUAACAGAACCCCGCGAGGUUCGUUCUUCAGCUGAGUGAGGAGUUGCUCCCAAAUGGAUGGGCUUGAUUUUAUCUAAGAACUUUCCCACAUAGUAGGCUGCAGCCAACCCAUGCCUGCUCGCAAGGAUGCCUUCCGCAGGGAGCUGCAGCCCAGAAAUCUGGAUUUUGAUACUAAAGCUGUUAGGCGAAAUCCUCCUCCACCCUGUUUAUAUAGUACAUUUAAAACAUUGUGAAGGACUUUACAGUCCUUCUGUUGCACUGAUCAACAGUGUCUCCAUGGAGAUAUGUCAUUCUUCUUGCCAUUUUACAGGUGGGGGAAUUGAGGCAGGGGAAGACAUUAUGUAAGCCUAUUGAAUAAAAAUAGUGGCUGAGCAGGUAUUUGAA
Sphaerodactylus townsendi is the source of this 2819-nucleotide messenger RNA. RefSeq names its product potassium inwardly rectifying channel subfamily J member 5 (gene KCNJ5). Lineage: Eukaryota; Metazoa; Chordata; Lepidosauria; Squamata; Sphaerodactylidae. The record is from RefSeq and is a predicted model, not a curated record. Gene Ontology annotation, molecular function: G-protein activated inward rectifier potassium channel activity. Gene Ontology annotation, biological process: potassium ion import across plasma membrane; regulation of monoatomic ion transmembrane transport. The coding region runs from base 523 to 1866 and encodes 447 amino acids. Gene Ontology annotation, cellular component: plasma membrane. The transcript has 4 exons.